AUGGCCUCCGGCAGACAGAACCCAUUCCUCAUUCACCUGACGCCCAUGAUGCUGCGCUCGCCAGCCCUUCUGUUCUCCAUCUCCUCCAUGGCUGCAGGACAUCUCGCAGUACUCCGAAAAGACGAGAGUCUCCGGACAGUGGCAUCGAGACACAUGCUCAUGGCGGUAUCAUCGCUCCGAGAGUCCAUUCAGACAGAGAACCCGGAGCUCUCGCUCGCCACCAUCAUGAUGCUCCAGAUCUCUGAUAGACUGUUCAAUACGGACAGCCAAAUUGAUCACCUCGCUGGCGCCAAAGCCGUGAUCAUGCACUCGGGAGGCCCUGGGAACUGGACGAGUUCUAGUGCGCAGUUUCUUCUAAGCCUCUGCUUUUACCAUGACGUCAUGUCAUCAAUCUCUCGCACAGCGAAGCCGCUCUUGAGCAUGACUAAUGUGGCUCCUCUGGAGGGCUUGCACAGCCUAGAAAAGCUUACAUCACUUCUUUCUAUCGUUGGCACAAUCAGCAAGAUGCAGGGACAGUCGGGCGAAGCACACCAGCGACGCGGUUUCAACAUCAGGAAGAACUUGCUGUCCAUGGACUCGUCCACAGACGGAGACCAGGAGAUCGAGAAUACAAUCCAGGCCUACAGGCAUGCGGCCAUUGUCUACCUCUACCGAGUCUGGGACGAUGGCACGCAGCCCCCGAAGCCCUUUCACGCAGAGCAAUGCAUUCACCAUCUGCUCAAGGUACCAAUCACGUCGUCGUUCUGCUCAGCCCAUGCCUGGCCUCUCUGGACCGCGGGAUGCGAGUCCGUCGACCCUCAAAACCGGCAGCUCGUUCUCGGAAGAAUCAAAGCAAUGUACGAAAGCAGACGACUGCCGUCCCUGGCACGGGUUCAACAAGACAUGGAAGAGGUUUGGGUCGCCAAGGACGCCCAGCGGAUGCAAUUUGGGACGGAAAAUGUGGAUUGCUGCAAGAUGAUUUUGGAUAACCGUCACCGAGAGGCGGACUUGGUCUGA
Colletotrichum gloeosporioides is the source of this 996-nucleotide messenger RNA. RefSeq lists its product as uncharacterized. The record is from RefSeq and is a predicted model, not a curated record. Gene Ontology annotation, cellular component: nucleus. The coding region runs from base 1 to 996 and encodes 331 amino acids. Lineage: Eukaryota; Fungi; Ascomycota; Sordariomycetes; Glomerellales; Glomerellaceae. Gene Ontology annotation, molecular function: transcription cis-regulatory region binding; DNA-binding transcription factor activity. The transcript has a single exon. Gene Ontology annotation, biological process: positive regulation of transcription by RNA polymerase II.